This is a messenger RNA of Staurois parvus, 503 nucleotides long. The record is from the annotation of a GenBank genome assembly. Lineage: Eukaryota; Metazoa; Chordata; Amphibia; Anura; Ranidae.
AUGUACAUACACAGAAAUACACACGCACAGACACAUGUACAUACACACACAGACACAUGUACAUACAUACAUACAUACAUACAUACAAACACACACACACACACACACACAUGUACAUGCAUACACACAUGUACACACACACAUACAUGUACAUACACACAGACACAUGUACAGAUUCACACAUGUACAUGUACAAUUGUACAUGCAUACAAACACACACACACAAACACACACACCCCAUAAAAAGUUGCAGUACUUCGUUGGUCACUCACAGAUAUGGGUACUGCACUCUAGGGGGAGGCAGAGAGCACAGCACACAUUCCUUGCUUUGCUUUCACUGCACUCAGCUAUUGAGCAGUCUGACGGCUCCCAGUGCCAAUGACAGAUCCGGCCUGAGAUCCGAGCCUUCUCAGCAAGACGGCCCUGGGGGACACACUCGCCCCCACCAUAAUUUCCACUAGCCAUUGGCGAGCAGGCGAGUGGAAAUUUCAAGCCCUGAUAUA